Messenger RNA from Darwinula stevensoni, 4255 nucleotides. The record is from the annotation of a GenBank genome assembly. Lineage: Eukaryota; Metazoa; Arthropoda; Ostracoda; Podocopida; Darwinulidae.
AUGUACUUGGCCUGGAAGAUUCUUUUUGAUGAAGUUCAAGGCCUACCUGCUGCUGCUUUUGCCGACAAAAUGUUGCCAGAGCUGAUUGAUUCAAAAGAAGAUAAAGUCAGGAAGGGAUCCAAUGGAACAUUGAGUUGUUCCUUCAAGGCUCAUCCACUAGCCAAAGUGUUAUGGUUCAGAGACAAUGUCUCACUUCCCUCAGAUUCAAGGUUCAAAGUGGAGACAAAGGCAGGUGCAAAUGAGUCUGUGACAGUUUACCAGUUGAUGGUUUUCCAAGCAGAGUCACACGACAAUGGCACAUACAAAUGUGAGGCUUCUAAUCCCCGUGGCAGAGCUGAGAGUUUUGUGGCUCUCACCGUUCAAGAAAAGCCUAAAGUCACUCUGGAUGUGGUGAAAGGAGUGGGAAAAGGGAAAUUGUUUGUGAAUUGGACAGUAUAUGAUGGGAAUGCUCCCUUGGAUCAAUAUUAUGUUCAGUAUAUGAAAGAGGGAGGUGAUGAAUGGGUUGCCCUCAGCAAGAGAGUGGCUGGGUCUGACCGCCAGGUUGUUCUCGUGGGUCUUGAACCAUCAACAGCCUACCUUGUACGAGUCCAGGGUAAGAAUGCCAUUGACAUGGGGUCAUGGUCUGAAGAGAGUGUUGCUGUCAGGACCUUGACGGAGGAUAUGACAUAUGAGCCGGAAAUCACUAUCAAAGCCUCCACGUCACAAUCCUUAAACAUGGCAUGGAAUCCUCCACCAAAAACCAUCCAGGACUUUGUGAAGGCUUGUAAUGCAUACACAGAUGAGUGUGGACCAUGGUCAAAACCAGCCAAUGAAUCCACCCUUGAUGGACCUGCCAGUCCACCUAUGAAGGUUCGGGUGAAUUGCCAGUCUGAUCAACAUGGGAGUUACCUUCAUAUCUCCUGGGAUCCUCCAACACAGUCAAAUGGACAGAUGUUCAAGGCAGAAUACAAAGUGUUCGUUGAAGAAAAAUCAGUUUUUCUGAAUGAACUUGGUGUAUGGGAGGAGGCAAAAGAUACAAAUGUGCUCUCUGCUCAUAACCGUUCAUCACUCACCAUUCAAGGCAUUCCAAAUACUAAUUAUACCAUUCAGGUAUGUGCCAUGUCACGAAAUGGGCAAUGUGGAACGAAGAGCCGAGUCACAAAGGUAUCUGAGUGUUACAUGGGGCCCAAUCUUCCCAAGCAACUUCCUCGCUUCACUUGGAGGAAGCUGAAAUCCUCUGAGGAGAACCAGAUAUUCAAAGUAUUGCUUGUCAGAGCAUCUGAGCGCUAUGGCCCCAUCUGCUGUUAUAGGGUGGUGAUUGUGCGAUAUGGAGAAGAUCUGCAGGGAAGAGAGUUGCCAUAUCCACAGGAAAUAUCAGUUUCCACAUAUCAAGAGGCUCAUAACCACCGAGGACAGCACCUGACUGGAUAUAUUGCAGAAAUGUUUGAUAGCAAUCGCUUCCAAGAUGAGGUCAUAGUUGGGGAUGGAUCUCUAUCUGUACCACCACCUCAAUGUUCUGCAUGCUACUCACAAUCAUAUGCAAAUUUCGAUGAAGCGGGAUUUUCACGAAAUCGCCGCUACACACCGAACAUCCCCACUUCUUUCCCCAUUGUUGAAGAUGGUCCACUGGAGUCCAAUAGCACUUAUAGUGGGUUCAUAGAAGUCAUUGUGAAAACACUGACUGGAGAUGUAGUGAGAAAACCAAGUGAAUACUUCACCCUACUUGGAUCAAGUGAUCAAGAAAGCCCUCGAGAUGAGGCUCCUCCCCAGUCUGAUUUGAUCCCCAUCCUUGGUGUCACCCUGGGGUUGUUGGUUGUUGUUACCUUCAUCCUGGCUGUCUGUGUCCUCCGACGGUACUCUAAGCUCAUUUCAGCUGAGCAAGGCAUUGAGCUCUCCUUCCGUUCCUCUGUGAGACACAUGUGGGCAACACUGCGUGGACACCCAGAAGGAAUCCCACUGGCAACUGCAUCACCUCCAGAUAUCUCUCCCAUCCCUAAGCAUCAACUUGUUGAUGCUUUCAUUGACAGACAUCGGGACUCAGAUCUUGGCUUUAGGCAUGAAUUUGAGAUGCUUCCUGAAUGCUUCUCGGAUCGAACGAGCAAGGCAUCUGAAGACCCUCACAACAGUGCCAAGAAUCGCUAUCCAGACAUCAAAGCCUACGAUCAGACUCGGGUCUUCCUCUCUACUUCUCCCUUACAUCCAUCUGAUUACAUUAAUGCAAAUUUUGUCAAAGGGUACAAGGAUCGAAAGACUUUCAUCUGUGCUCAAGGUCCAUUGCUGGGAACAGUGGCUGAUUUCUGGCAUAUGAUUUGGGAGCAGAAGAUAUCCCUCAUGGUGAUGCUUACUAACUUCGAAGAGAAUGGGAAGGUGAAAUGUGCCCGAUAUUGGCCUGAGGAGAGCUCUGAGUACUAUGGAGAUUGCCUUGUCUCCUGCACUGCAGAGAAAACCUACUCUGAUUAUGUGCUGCGUCGCCUUCGAGCCGAGCGGAAGAAGGAAAUGAUGGGAAAUGGGAAAAGGAACUCAGUGGAAGAAUGCAGCCUAAAGGACAAGGAAGAGGGAGAGGGUCACAUCGAGAAAGAUGUCCGUGAGAUCACUCACUUCCAUUAUUUAGUCUGGCGAGACUUCAUGGCACCUGAGCAACCCAAUGGUCUCUUGAAAUUCAUCAAACGCAUCAAUGAAACCUUCAAUGCUCCUGAGUUCAAUUCCAAGGGAAUCAUCCUUGUGCAUUGCAGUGCUGGUGUUGGGAGGACUGGAACUUUAGUUGCAAUUGACUCCUUGCUUCAAGAGUUAGAAGAGGAAGGUCAGGCCAGCAUAUUUUCCUUCAUCUCAGAGCUCAGACAUCAGAGGAAUUACCUUGUCCAAUCUAUUAAACAGUACAUGUUUGUGUUUCGAGCUUUGAUGGAACAUGCCCAAUUUGGGGACACAGAAAUCCCUUCAUCAGAGUUGAUUGAGCGCUUUCAUGAGCUCCAAGAGAAACUUCCUGAAGGCCAAACACUUAUUAAGCAUGAAUUUCAGAAAUUGUCAGAAGUUGUGGAGGAUCCAUAUCCCUGUAACCAGGCAAGAAAAAACAGAGGGAAGAAUCGUUAUGAGGACUGUGUUCCGUUGGACAAGAAUCGUGUAAUCUUGAAUCCUAUCUUCUCCAGACCAGAGGACACAUACAUCAAUGCCUCUUUCAUUCAGGGAUAUGACCAUUCCAAUACAUACAUUGUGGCACAGGACCCACUGCAGUCCACAGUGGCAGAUUUCUGGCGUUUGAUUAUGGAUCAGGGAGUGAACAGUAUUGUGAUGCUGAGUGAAGGUGACUGUGAAGGGGAGGAUGAAGACACAGUAGAUGAGGCAAGGAAGCAUCUCUGCCCACAGUAUUGGCCUGAGGGUGAAGAACAGGUAACCCAUGACCACCUCAAGAUCCUCCUCACCAAAAUGGAGACCCUGCCGAUGUUCAUCAAGCGCACCUUCACCAUCACAAAUACCAAGAAUAAGGAAGAGGUAAAGGUGACCCAAUUUCAAUACCUGGCUUGGGAAGGGGGUGUGGGAUCUAUCCCAGAAUCCCCAUCAUCUCUCUUGGACCUAAUUGGUCGUGUGAGUCGGAAUCAAGAAGAUGCCACCCUUCUCCCAGGAGAAGAGAUGGAGACUGCUUGUGGGAAGCCUGCCCUGAGCAUCCUGAAACCACCACCUCCUAUCCUUGUUCAUUGCAGUGGAGGAAGUGAUCGGAGUUCAGUGUUUGUUGCCCUGGGGAUCCUUCUGCAGCAGUUGAGGACAGAAGGGCAUGCAGAUGUAUUCCAGGUGGUUCGCAACCUUCGCUCCCAACGACCACAAUUCCUUCAGCAUGAAGAACAGUACGAGUUUCUCUACAGGGCAUUGGUGGACUAUCUGAAUGGGUCAAGUUGAGAUGGUGGUGCUGGAUUGUGUGUCAACUUGCCAGUGACUUCAACAUUUAUGCUCUAUUCUUUCUCUUAUCUAUCAUGCUCAUCCUCGUGUCAUUCAGUGUCUAUUUUUUUUUUUGGUACAUUCAUGCUAUGAUGUUGGAUGUGUUGUUUACUUUUUGCAUGACUGUUUCCCCAGCGCAUUUUCAUCCAGGCUAGUCACUCCCCCAUGUUAUUCCACAUUCUUCCUCUGCCUCUGUUGGUCUCAUGUUGAAAAACAUUGUCAGGACUCAAAGACAGAGGCUGUGAUCUCAUCCUGUUCCCAAGGAAUCUCAUCUUUUUGUUUUCUUUCUCCCUCUCUUCCAGGAAAAGCCAGAGGCAUUUAUCUGUGGACCUUGUAAAUAAAAUCUGCC